Monodelphis domestica (gray short-tailed opossum) is the source of this 14632-nucleotide messenger RNA. It is a transcript of the gene TRHDE, whose product is annotated as thyrotropin releasing hormone degrading enzyme. The record is from RefSeq and is a predicted model, not a curated record. Gene Ontology annotation, biological process: proteolysis; peptide catabolic process. NCBI's taxonomy places the organism in Eukaryota, Metazoa, Chordata, Mammalia, Didelphimorphia, Didelphidae. Gene Ontology annotation, molecular function: zinc ion binding; metalloaminopeptidase activity; peptide binding. Gene Ontology annotation, cellular component: cytoplasm; membrane.
GAGUGGCCAAUGGAAGAUUAGUUGUAAUCCAGUUGGUUUCCUGUGUGAUAUAUUUCAACUUUGCACUUCUAGAGGGUGCCAAAGGUAGUAUAAUAAUGACAUUGCUGGGGGCUGCCUUUGAAAUAAUUUUCGGAAAUGGGAUGGUUUGCAUAAUGCCAACUAAAUGUGAAGACCUCAAAGGCUUUGCAAAUGGCAAUUACUUCCCACCUUCAUCCUUCAAACUGCUGUUUAGACUUAGGACCCGUGGGGAUUUGGCUUUCUUAAAUCUGGGAAUUCCUGUGUCUCAUGUCAUCUUUCAGAGAUGGCUUUCUGAGAAUUGUUCUAAUCAUAUUUUUGCCACACUAAUUCUGAAAGGCUGAUGUGUCCUAUGCUCCAAUUCCCUCUGAAUUAAAAUAAAAAUUCCUCUAAAAUGCAGCCAGUUCAUAAGGAGGCAGAGAGAACUCCUCAACAUGCUUAACUGCACCCCGCUGUCAAGCCUGCCUAAUAUGCAACCCAGCAAACACUUCCUGUUGAGAUAACUCUUCUAAGAAGGUUUAAGCAACUUUUUAGGAUUCAAAUUGGAAAGCCACAACAAACAAUCCUGGCAAAGUGAAAUGGUCAUUUGAUCAGCUCCACAAUACAACUGAGCAGUGUUACACUGUGUCUUGGGUAAUUUAAGAUAAAACCUGAAUGAGCUGGAAACUGCUUCCAUUCUUAACUUGAUCAGAGCAAACAUGUUCUUAUGGGACCACAUGGAUGAUAUUAUGUUAUUAAUUUAUCUCCUAGCCUAGACAUAAAAAAGGCCAAUAUUACUUUUAAUGACCUUUAACAUAGAUAGGAUUCUUUCCCCUAAAUUGUCCUAUUCUACCUCUUUUUAAAAUUAUUUCCCCCAAUUAACAAGCAUUUAUUUUCUCUCCCACCUUCCCAUAUACCAAGAUAAGCUUCAAAUGUAUAUAGUUCUUAUAUAUAAAAGGUUUUUACAGCAUUUUACAUUUACAGCAGCAAUGAAGAAAUAGUAUUGAUAUGGGAAGAGUUUAUGCCCAAAUAAGGGACAGAGAAGAUCAGAAGACAAAAUGGACAAUUCUGAUUAUAUAAAAUUAAAAAGUUUUUACACAAACAAAACCAAUGCAUUUACCAGUCUCCAUCACAAGACAGGAUAUAGACUGUAUAAUGUGUAGUAAGGAUUUGUAGAAUUUACUUCAAUUUCCAUGCCGUCCCGGAAAUCCUCUGGAGAGGGUGAUCUGUAAUCUGACACAUGCCACAUCUCAUCACAGCCUGCUCUGUCUUUGCUACAGGGGUGUGUAUAUUCGCCUAGGGCUCCUACGAUUCCUUCAGGCGGAGCUAUGGUAGGGGUGAGGAAAGGGAGGAGAAGAGGGGUGACAGUGGGGCUUGUUGCUCUGAAGAUUUACAAUGUACUUCUUGCAGGCUGCUCAGCAACCCCCUCUGGAGCUGUGGGUGUCUUGUGUGACAGAGCGGAGAAAAGCUCUCUAAUCUCUCUGUGCCUGUCUCAGCUGCUCAGCCUUCCCCCACCCCCUUCCUCCUCUCUCUCCCUCUCCUUUGCCUUUCUCAGGGAGUUUCAGUCACUGAAUGCAGCCUGGGUAGCCUUUGCAAUCUAGUCUGGGCGCGUGUGUAUGCACACACGCGCGCACACACGCGCACACACACACACACUCUCGCGCGCAUACACACACACACUCACACACACGCACACGCACUGUCUCUCCCCACGGGGAUAUAUACUGGAAGGGAUCCCAGAGCAUCACCUACCUGAAGGUCCAGGCUGCCUGGCCACUUCUUGUUCACUUGCCAUCUCUGGAGGGAAGACACAUCCAAGCCAGAGAGAGCAGCUGUCCCAUCCUCAAUCCCAAGCCGCUUGCUAGCUGCGGCCAAGGCAGUGGAGGAAAAGGGAACGAACAGCGAGAAGGGGGGCUCUCUCUCAGGCACUGCCGUCACCCCGAGCCCUCCUUGCCUCCCAAGCUGUGCGGUGUGUGGCUCCGGCUUUGCCCGCCGCUGCUGCCGCUGCCACCGCAACUGCCGGCAGCUCCUUACCACCAGGAACGCUGAGAACCACUGCGGGAGGUGGAGUUGGAGACCGCGGGAGCUCCAACUUCCCCAGCCAGACUCCACCUCGGUCCCUCUGCAGGCUCUUUUCUCUCCUCUUCCUCGCCACUGGCAGAAGCCCUGGGAAGCUCCCGCGGCCGCAAAGGAGGCUAGAGAGCGCUGCUGUGUGGAAGAUGCGGGAGGCAGCCGGCUGAAAGAGGGGCGGGGGCAGCAUGUGCUGAAGACUCCUGGCCGUCCAGCCAGCGGCAGUGGCGGCACAUAAGCGCAGCUGGAGAAGUAGAGGGCGCGCUCGAGGUGGGGUGGCCCAGAGAAGGGGCACAGCGGCUUCUCCAAGUUGGGCUUGUCCCAGACGGAGCCUUUGGGGCCGGGACUACAGGGAGAGAUGCGAGAACUGAGCGGGAGUGCGGACGCUGUGGGGUGCUCUUGCCCGUGUCCCCCCUGAAAGCUCCUGGGUCAGCGAGCCCACGGUCCGGCCCCCAUCUCCAGUCCCCGAGUCGCGCGCCCAGGGCCCCCAGCUGUUCUCUCAGAUGUCUGCGCUCUUGGCGGCCGCGGAGGCUGCGGCCGCAGCCGGCCCGCAGGAGGUGCCCGAGGGAGCCGGGGAGGGGGAGGCCGUGUGAUGGCCCUGGACGGAGAACGGGAGCAAGAAGAAGACAAGAAAAAGAAGAAGAAGAAAAAGAAGAGGAGGAAGAAGAAGGAGGGGGCCGAGAAGAGCAGCGUGCCCUUCAGCCCCAUGAUGAUCGAGGACGACGCGGCGCUCCGGAGCGGCAGCAGGGGGCUCUCGGACCAGUGGGCGGACUCGGUGGGGGUGCGGCCCCGCACCACGGAGCGCCACAUCACCGUGCACAAGCGGCUGGUGCUCGGCUUCGCAGUGUCCAUUCUGGCGCUGCUGGUGGUGACCAUGAUCGCGGUGCUCCUCAGCUUGCGCUUCGAGGAGUGUGGGGCCAGUGCAGCUGCAGCCGCUGCCUCGGGGGCUGAGGCAGAGGGCGCUCCUGGCGGGGCUCCGGCUCGGACCAGCAGCAACAGCAGCGGCACAAGCUCGUCCCGGCUCGAUCACCGGGCUGUAGGGGAGCCUGGGCGUCCGGGGACGCCUGGCGCUGCUCCCGGGAGCCUGGCACCCAAGGAGGUGUCGGAGGAGGAGGAACAGGGACGUUGGCAGCCCUGGACUCAGCUGCGCCUUCCCGGCCACCUGAAACCCUUGCAUUACAACCUGAUGCUGACCAUCUUCAUGGAAAACUUUACUUUCUCCGGGGAGGUCAACGUGGAGAUAGAGUGCCUGAACGCCACCCGCUACAUCGUACUGCACGCCUCAAGGGUGGUGGUGGAAAGGGUGCAGGUGGCAGAGGAUCGCGCCUUCGGGGCAGUGCAGGUCGCCCGCUACUUCCUGUAUCCCCAAAACCAGGUCUUCGUAGUGGUGCUCAACCGGACCCUGGAGGCGCAGAGGAAUUACAACCUCAAAAUCAUUUACAACGCCUUGAUUGAGAAUGAGCUGCUGGGCUUCUUCCGCAGCUCCUACGUGCUUCAUGGGGAGAGAAGGUUCCUUGGUGUGACACAGUUCUCUCCGACACAUGCAAGAAAGGCCUUUCCUUGUUUUGAUGAACCCAUCUAUAAGGCGACUUUUAAAAUCAGCAUCAAGCAUCAAGCCACAUAUUUGUCUUUAUCUAAUAUGCCAGUGGAAACUUCAGUUUUUGAGGAAGAUGGAUGGGUUACUGAUCAUUUCUCACAGACCCCGCUCAUGUCCACCUAUUACUUAGCCUGGGCUGUGUGCAACUUCACCUUUCGGGAGAUGGUCACAAAGAGUGGAGUUGUUGUCCGAUUAUAUGCAAGACCUGACGCAGUCAGAAGAGGAUCUGGGGAUUAUGCUCUCCAUAUAACAAAGAGAUUGAUAGAAUUUUAUGAAGACUACUUCAAAGUGCCCUACUCACUACCAAAACUAGAUCUUUUAGCUGUGCCUAAGCAUCCAUAUGCUGCCAUGGAGAACUGGGGACUAAGUGUGUUUGUGGAGCAAAGAAUACUGCUGGAUCCCAGUAUUUCAUCCAUUUCCUAUUUGCUGGAUGUCACAAUGGUCAUUGUACAUGAAAUAUGCCACCAGUGGUUUGGUGACCUUGUGACUCCGGUCUGGUGGGAGGAUGUAUGGCUGAAGGAAGGCUUUGCUCACUAUUUUGAAUUUGUUGGGACUGACUACCUCUACCCAGGCUGGAAUAUGGAAAAACAGAGAUUUCUGACAGAUGUGCUCCAUGAAGUGAUGCUAUUGGAUGGCCUGGCCAGUUCACACCCAGUAUCCCAAGAAGUGAUCCAUGCCACUGACAUUGACCGGGUGUUUGACUGGAUUGCAUAUAAAAAGGGUGCAGCUUUAAUUCGAAUGUUGGCUAAUUUUAUGGGACAUUCAGUAUUUCAGAGAGGAUUGCAAGAUUAUUUAACCAUUCACAAAUAUGGCAACGCAGCCAGAAAUGAUCUAUGGAAUACACUGUCAGAGGCUUUACGAAAGAAUGGAAAAUAUGUAAAUAUUCAAGAAGUGAUGGAUCAAUGGACUCUCCAGAUGGGUUAUCCUGUCAUCACCAUCUUGGGAAAUGGAACAGUUGACAAUAUAAUAGCCAUUACCCAGCAACAUUUUAUUUAUGACAGCAGGACUAGAGUUAAGACUCCUGAGUUUGGAAACAACAGUUACCUAUGGCAGAUUCCAUUAACUCUUGUAGUAGGAAAUAGGAGCCAUAUCUCAUCAGAGACAAUUAUAUGGGUGUCUAACAAAUCAGAACAUCACAGAAUUACUUUGGACAAAGGAAGUUGGUUGCUGGGGAAUAUCAAUCAAACUGGCUACUUUAGGGUCAACUAUGAUCUAAGGAAUUGGAGAUUAUUAAUUGACCAACUAAUACGGAACCAUGAGGUUCUCUCUGUCAGUAAUCGUGCAGGUUUGAUCGAUGAUGCCUUCAGCCUAGCAAGAGCUGGCUAUUUGCCUCAGAAUAUUCCCCUGGAGAUUAUCAGAUACCUUUCGGAGGAGAAGGAUUUUCUUCCUUGGCAUGCUGCCAGCCGGGCCCUUUAUCCUUUAGAUAAAUUACUGGACCGAAUGGAGAACUACAAUGUCUUCAAUGAAUACAUUUUAAAACAAGUGGCAACGAUGUACAUCAAGCUUGGCUGGCCAACAAAUAAUUUUAAUGGAUCCCUUGUUCAGGCAUCUUACCAACAUGAAGAAUUACGUCGAGAAGUUAUAAUGUUGGCAUGCAGCUUUGGUAACAAACACUGUCACCAGCAGGCUUCAACACUCAUUUCAGACUGGAUUUCCAGCAAUAGGAACCGAAUACCUCUAAAUGUCAGAGACAUCGUCUAUUGUACGGGAGUUUCACUAUUAGAUGAAGAUGUCUGGGAAUUCAUCUGGAUGAAAUUCCACUCCACAACAGCAGUAUCUGAGAAGAAAAUAUUAUUGGAAGCUUUAACUUGUAGCGAUGACAGAAACUUAUUAAAUCGGCUUCUGAAUCUAUCGCUGAAUUCUGAGGUGGUGUUGGAUCAAGAUGCAAUUGAUGUCAUAAUCCAUGUAGCUCGAAAUCCACAUGGCAGAGAUCUUGCAUGGAAGUUUUUCAGAGAUAAAUGGAAGAUAUUAAAUACCAGAUAUGGAGAAGCUUUAUUUAUGAAUUCCAAGCUGAUCAGUGGAGUCACAGAAUUUCUUAAUACAGAAGGAGAACUCAAUGAGCUGAAAAACUUCAUAAAGAACUAUGAUGGAGCAGCAGCUGCAUCCUUCUCCCGGGCUGUGGAGACGGUAGAAGCCAACGUCAGAUGGCAAAAGUAUUACAAAGAAGAACUUUUCCACUGGUUACGAAAAGCCCUCAGGCACUAGUCUGUGACCCUCAAAAACAACAUAACAUGAAAUACCAGGAGAGAAAGUAGUUUCAUUCAAAAGGAAAAUGCUUCCCAUCGGAAGAGCAAAGACAAGAUCGGAUUCGCAGGGUGUUUGGUGGGGUAGAAUCAUUCUUGUUUUGUUCUGUUCUCAGCUUUGUUUUGUAUGAGGCUCCUUCUAACCAAGAAGGCAACGUUUUUUGUUUUGUUUCGUUCUGUUUUCCUUCAGAAGCAACCAUGAUAGCAGCUGGUACUUACCAGCCCUCACUGUACAGGACCAAAUAGGAUACCCCAGUGGUGCAUGUUGACGUCCUUCUGGAAGACAACAAUUCCAAGUAAUUUGUGCAUGGUUGUAGGGUCCUGCCCAUAAUUCCAGCAUGCAUUUCUUCAGCUGUCCCAAGUUUUGUAUGUGAACUUCUGUGACAUCCAGGACGGGCAUUAUGCAAAAGCACAAAAGAGGAUCUAUGACAAUCAGUGUCGCUGUGAAAGAAGAACAAGGAGGGGGGGGUGGGGACUGUCAAGGAUCCUCAAUACUUGGGCAAGGCGAGAUGUACCACAACCCUUGCGUGAUCGGGACCCAGUAUGGAGCACUUAGAUUGUCGAUCAAUGAUUAUCAGGAUGCUGACUCAUACUUUGGAGUUAAAACUAUGUACGCCUAGAAUGCAUUUAGAUCCUGUAUACAUAGCUGUAUCUCUCUAGUGCAAAGCGCCGCCUAUGUAUGGUAUACUGUGUUCUCCAUAUGUUGAAAACAAUGAACCUCUUCUGAUCAAUGCAAAGUUCUUUAUUUCUAAACUUAUGCAAACUUUGAAACUGCUUGGAAAGACUCUCCUGCCUUCCUCGGGGAAUUUCGGCAGUCAAUAUUCAGGACGGGUCUCUCGAACUACUUUGGGUUCUUUCCCGAUUUUCAUGGAUGAUGGGUCUUAUUCUCCUGCAUAGACAUGAAGCUCAAACCAAUCAGAUGUGCCAACAGGCCAUUCAUUCACGUGAAUGCUAUAACAUAAAGAGGCAGAUAACAUUUUCAUGGUCGGGGGAGAGAGAGGAAUGCCCCCAGCCUACUCAACGAAAAGAAACAAGAGAAAAGAGAGGAAAAGAAAAUCCAUGUGGUCCAAUCCAAGCAUUGAUGUUGUUUUGCUCAAUCUUUACGUUUCAUAAAUGUAGAUGCAUAGAUGUAUUGAUAGUGCCCAGUGCUGAGAAUGUGACUCCUCCUACGUUAUUUUAUUUUCUGCCUCCCUUUAAGCAAUCUAGGAUGUGAAUGAUGUUCUAGAAUCUCCCAGAGUGCCUGUGUGUGUGGGUGGCUUUCCGAUUUUCCAUCAAGCAACUGUACCUCAGUGAAUCUACUAGUGUUUAAUGACCUUUGACACCAGUUGUGCCAUCUGUUAGGGGUGAAAACUGACUUUUCUUGUGUCAUUGUAUAAAGCUUUCCUUUUGCAUAGAAUUGGUUGUGCUCCCCGAGAAGGCACAGAAUAGCCCUUUCCAUAGAUGUAUUUCAACAAGAGGUCAUUGGUGUUUGAAAUAUUUCUGCUUGGUAGAAAUACCCAUUGGCCAAAACUCCACCCAGGUUAGAUUAAAUUGAUCUUUAAAUUGAUCUAUUGUGUACAUAAAAUGAAAGUAUGUUUACUCCUCCUAAACCAAAUGCUUGUGGAUUAAUCCCUUGUGGGUGGUUGUUACUCCUACCAAGAGCUCCAUGCAAACUACCAAAACAAGUACCAAUGCCUAGAGGCUAUAUUAAAAAUAGUAAAAGAGUAAAUCUUAAUAUCUAGAGCCAUAAAUUGAUUUAAAAUUGUGGGAAAGAGGUGCCAUUGUCCUCAACCCCAUGACAAGCUAAUUCCUGAAGUUGAAUUCCAUUCCUUUGGUUUUAAUGUCUCUCAGCUCUCUGAAUUUCCUAAUAGUGCAUUCAUGUAAUACACAUCAACAUUAAACGUUCUGCAUGAAGGCACUAAUAUGGUGUUAGCACGCCUUUUUGAUGUCUGGUGCCAAGUCUUCUAAAUAUCAACUUACUGACAUGAACUGAUAUUACUCAGUUACUCUCGCAAAGAAAUGUCAAAAGGUGUCUCCUUUACCAAUCCCUACUGUGUGCACUUGCAAACUACUUACUCGAGAAUAAUGAGAUUAUACAAAAUGAAUGUGUACAUUCCAGUCUGAUGUUCUGGUAGCAAGCUUAGACCAUGCCAGGGAUGGAUCAACAAUGGGUUAAUAUAUACUGGGCAAAUGGAAACAAAAAAUAUCAUAAACAAAUAUCCUGGCUCUGUGGAAUGAAUUAUUUGGAAUUUUGGGCAUUUUCUCCUUACUUAUCUAAGUUUUUCUAAUUUAUAAUGACUCUUUAUUAAACUGAGUGGUUUGUGUUUGGGUUUUUUUUUCCCGUUACUCUGUUAAUAAUUUUUGCUGCUCUGCAAAUAUUUUAGUGGCCUUGAGCAAGUACAGUAUCAAACCCUAAGUAUAUACUUGUAUGUAUUAUUCAAUACCUCAUAUUGUCCUUGCUCUGUAGUAUAUUAGUGACAGGAAUGAUCCCCUCUGUGGGGUUAUGUUGAUAAUUCUGGUUUAUUCCUUAUUUUUCUGUAGUUUAGUCUCUUCAUUGUUUUAAAGCAUACCAGUCUUCAGUUCCGCCCCCCACUCCAGUCACUAAACCAUAUGGAAUUUUUCUAAACAAUAAAAUAACCAGAGUACAGCUCCUAGAAACAUUUGUAAGAUAUAUUCUAUUUAUAUGCCUUCUAUUUUUUGUUAAUUUUUCUCUCUUCAAUUUUUUUUGGCACAUGAUAUUCAUGAAAAUAUCUUGUUUGGGAGUGUUUACCACAUGGGCUGCAAGCCAUAGACUCGCUUUAUUUUAAUAGCCUGAUGGAGGUCAGAAUAUAUUUUUUUAUUCCAGAAAGGGAAAAUUAACUUAGUUCCUAAAAUGAGUAAUUAUCAAGGGGAAUAAAUCACACAGUCAUUUUAAAGAGAGACCGCAUAAUAUAAUUGAUAGAGAACUGGUUUUGAAAUGAGUAUGAGUUCAAUUCUUACCUCUGAUAUUUCUUGGAGUGAUGACCCCUGGGAAUCCUCUUUGUUCAUCAGUGCCCCAGGUAACAGUUUAAAACUAAUAUUUUCAGGCAAGUUGCCAUCCUUCAUUGGUGGAGGAAGUUUCCACACCAGGAGUUUUCUACAAACAGAUGAAAAUUAUACUUCUUGGCCAAAGCAUCUUAACAUAUGAUUUUUAUAAAACUAUUUUGCUUUGACAUGUUGAAGCUUUUAUAAAUACUGAAUUUUAAAAGAUAACAGUCCAUCAGUGCUUGAUCCUUAACAACAGAUCUCAACUGUGUAUUUUCGAGUGGUUUAUAUAGUUUGAUUUCUAAGGGAUUCAUAAAAUGGUAAAUUUAGCAAGAGGCAGCAAUGCAUGUACUGUUAUAAUUUUCUAUUUUGUUUAUCCAUUAUCACAAGUGACCCUUUGCAAAUUUCGCCCUAAUACUUUGCUUUUGUGUAUUGCUUUGCUUUCAAGAGUAUUUUUAUAUACACCCUCAUUUUAUUCUCACCUAAGGGAGAAGUUGGACAGAUUAUUGCCAUUUCUCAUUAUAGAUAUGGGAAAAGUGAAAUCAAAGUUAUAACAUGACUCAUGAUAUCUAGUUAUCAAGAAAACUAGAAUUGGAAUCUUCCAUCUUUCUCCCUCAUUACCUGGCCCCCUUAUAUAUUACAUACUGUAAAUGGUUACAGUAACUAAAAACAGGAGAUUGUGUCUACAUCUGAUCAUAAGAGCUGAAAAGUAAAAAUAUUAAUUAUUCAAAAAUUUGAUUAUUUCAUCAAAAAGCAUGCCAGACACUUGAAGAAAGGAUUAGGCAUCCUAAAAUAUACACCAUAAAUAUAUAUUUUACAUGACAGCAUAUACAAAUGAAAAUUUAACAUUUCCAUGAGUUACCUAUACAUUUGAUCUAUUUUAUACAAUACUAAAAAUCUAGAUGUUGGGAUCUAUUUCAAAAUAAAUGGAUAUUGAGAAAAGACCAAAUUUAUGAAUGAUUAAUAUUUUUAACUUUUCAGCUUCUGUGUAAGUAGGUGUAGACAUGGCCUCGAUUUUCUAGUUGUAAUAAUUAACAAUCUGAUUUACUCGUAUUGGAAAGCUUCCUAGUUGAUGUUGUUGCAGAUGUCUUCAGGUAAAUCUCUAUGCAGAAUGUGGGCAGAAUGAAGUGAUGAAAUCAUGUCCAUGUAAAUCAUUGAUGGAAACAUUGGAUGUAGACAUUUUGACAAAACUGUGUGUAAAAGUCUUUACAAAAGGGCUCUAUAAUAUUAAGAGAAUGAGACAUAGUAUGGUUUUUUUUUUCUGUAUCCCAUUAGGAACAGUAAAUCAAAACUAAAGAAGGAUUUCAUCCUAUUCUUUGUUUCAUAAAUUGCAUAAAUUUGAAUCUAUUAAUAUAUAAUCAUCACUGAUAAUGUAAGACUCCCUUAAAUAAGUCAUAGUGUUUGCAGGUGUUUACAUUUUUCUCAUUAAAUACUUAUCUGAGUUUACAAGACUAUAGUGAUGACACCAGGAGAGGACUGAGGAAAUGGAAAAUGAAUCAGUGAACACUUAUUUUCCCUUGACAAAGGGGAGUGAUGAAGUGAGUUGUAUGGCAAUAUAAGUUGGGAUAAAUACGACAAGGUACAAAAGUAAUAGUCUCAUUAUUCCCUAGCCUUCAGAAAAUAUAUUUCAGUAGCCUUUUAAUUCUAUUUUAGAGCAAUCAAUAUUUUAUACAGCAACAAAUAAAGAUGUAUAGAGUUACAUGAAAACAUCUUAAAAGUAGAACAAAAGAUCUUCAUUUGGACUCUGAAAAUUUGCAUGCAAGCUAAGUUUUCUUUCUUAAUACCUCAAGAGAAGAUCUGUAAUUUUGCCAGUUUGGAAGCUCUUUCCAUUGGCCAGGAACUUCUAUAGAUUAUCUUAGAGAGUUGAUUUGAUUGCAAAGUUCAUCAUGUUGCCAACUUGCUGAAGUUCUCACCAUUGCAAUUCCUUAGCAAGAACAUUUGGUAAACUAACAAAUAAUUUCAAUAAGUUGACAGAAAGAUGAGUAAGUCUACUUAAAAGAUAAACUUUGAAAUCUAUUAAAACCUCUUCACAACAUUUUUACAUAAACUAUAUGCUAAUUAUCAACUAUUCUUAUGUAAUUAUCAAAACAGGACAUGAUUAAGACAAUACUUUACUGGUCAAAUUUCUACUUACAUUUGAUUGUCAUAUUUGCUUUCAAAUUAUUAUAUUAUCCAGGCUUUCAUGAAAUCCAAAGCAAAUGAUAGUUUACUCAAUUUUUGUGAGUUAAUGAGGCUUGACUAACUCUUCUUAAUUGGUAGUCUGUGUUGUGUUAUUUAUAGAUUCAGGACCAGUUAGCCUAAAAAAAAGAAACCAAACAAACUGUAUCAUGGCAGCCUUCAUUCAUACUGUCUUCAAAAUCUUUGUAAAGUUUGACUCUCACUGUUUAGGUAAGGACUAUCUUUCAAAAAUCAAUUUCAUUUGCCAAAAGCUGGAUGACAAAUAACUUAAAGUUAAAAUACACAACACUGAAGUCUAUACAUUCAUAGAUUUUAUUUUUAAAUGGACAUUUCAAGCAAUUUCCCAUCCUGCUUUGGAUUCACUUUUUCAAGUUUCAGAGUCAUUUACAUAGAUAAUAAAGCAAAUUUAAACUCAAACCCUUCUAUAAGUAAUUGUGCCAAGGUCAGAAAUAAUAAGUGACAACUUUUGACAAAUAACUUACUCUUCUCUAAGUUUAUCGAAUCAUAUUUUGAAUCAAUAUAUUGCUCUAACUUUCCUCUUCUUUUAUUUAUUUAUUUUUGCUAGCCAUAGCCAAGUAGUAUAAUAGAACUACCUUUUUGUUCAAUUAUCUACUAUGUGGGAAUAGCAACUUCCUUAAAAAAAUAAAUAAAACUAAUCAAUUUAGAAAAUGGGAUCAUUAUUAGUUCUUCAUCAGAUUCUUUUCUAUUCUGUCCAAUUUGUUUACUGCAUAAAAAUAAACAUAUUUUAGGUAAAUAUUCAGUUCCUAAAUUAGUAUCUUAGCCUAGUAGAUGUUUGUAAAAAUCUGUUAAAUGGAGUAAAUGAGUGAUUGUCAUUAUUUUAGCUUCUAAGAUAAAUUUGAAGAGUUGUAUUUAUUUGAAAAUAUCUGAUCCACGUCUAAAAAUGAAAAAAAUGUAAAUCUUUUCUAAAAAAACAAUUACCAUUUGUUUGUUGUAGAUGGAAUAUGAUUAUUUUAACUUCUUUGCUUCUGCAUAACAAAACAUAAUUUAAGUCUUGCAGUUAUGUUGGUUAUACAUAUGGCCUACUCCCUCCAUGAAAACCAUAAACAUUUUUCUGUUAGAUUAAUAAGAUCAUGGAUUUAAAGUGAAGGACAUUAGGCAUAAUAGAGUCCAACCAUCCCCCCAUAUUUAUAGAUAAUGGAAUCAUAAAUUUCAAAUUGAAAAGAAUAUUGAGGUCAUUUCAAACUCGCAUAGAUAGAUCUCUGGGGGACCAUGUUAACUUAGAAAAUCACAAAUUAAUAUUAUACGUGUUGGAGUUUUAUGUAUUUUAUUAAACAUUUCCCAAUUACAUCUCAAUCUGGUUCAGGCUACACUCUGGAGUCUUGUUGGUUGGGAGUUUGGCACUUCUAACUUGUCCUUUUGCAGAUGGGAAACUGCCCAAGAAAGAUAGUAAACACUUUGCCCAAAUAUCAAGAAAGAAACAAGAAAGCAGAGCCAGUUUUCAAAUUCAGACCAUCUCACUCUAAAUCUAUCCUAUAAUAUAUGACACAGCACUGUGAGAAGUUCCUAAAUCAAACAAUGGAUGAGCAGCUAAUUAUGACACACCAGAGCAGCAUCAAGUCGGAUGUAAAUAAUCGCAGUGACAUUCUGAAUAUGCAAGUUCAUCAUUGGUCUGCGGAGUUGAAAGACUGAGUUGAUAGGCAUCAUGGGGAAACCGUCCAGACCAUAGCUUUUGGUCAAAUUGAUUAGCAAUAGUCAAUCUGUUCAGAAUGAGAUUGGAAUAAUUAAUAUUCCUAUGUCUUUGCACAGUAGUGCAAGUGAAUACCCAAUUAAUUAAAUUAACGGCUCCGAUAACUGAAAGUUAUUAUUGGAAAUAUCCACAUUGUGUGCCUAAGCAUCAUCGAAGACAUCUGGCUUAGCCUGACCGGACUCUAGUCAGGUUAAUGUUCUUGCUAAUCUCUAACGUACUUAUGUAACGUAGACAUUAUCUUCGAUAAUUCAUUAAUUAUGCUCCUUUUUUAAGGUGGAUUUUUUUUUAAGAGAAAGAUUUGGAACAAAAAUAAAGUUAGAUCUAUCUGCCUUGUGUGGGUAUGACUGUAGCUGCUAAUCUAGUCAUUAAUUUUUUCUUCCAUCAUGGAUUUCUUGAUGGAAAAAGCCCUCAGGGGAAUGUAGAGUCCCUCCCCUCAAGGAGCUUCCAUGCUGCUAGGGAGUGCAAUCGGUUCAGUAGGACAAUGUUUAACUUCAUUAUAGAUUAAAAUCUGGUUGUACUAUCACUUCUCCAAAGUCUGAUUCCUUUUUUCCCUCAAGUCCGGUGUGUGGUACACCAUUUAAAUAUUGCACAACGGAAAGACGCGUUUUUUUAACAAAUCAUUCAAAUACUAAUGGUAUGAAUUGUAAGAGUUAGACAAGGUAAGCAUAGGAAUACACUGACUGGAUUUCUUGUUACAAGAGAAUCAUUUCUCAUCGUGAUUAUUUUUGAAAACAGGUCAAGUCUCUGCAGCCGAAAUAAUUGCAGAUUGUACAAUUAUCAGGUUACUUUAGUUUUUUCUUUUUUAAAAAUCAGAUUAAUUAGUUAAUUUUGGGGAAAUUUUUAUUUAAUUAGUUAAUUUUAUCAAGUUAAUUUAAAGGGUCAGGAGGGGCAGAUCUGUCUUUAUCUGAAAUUUGGAGGCUGCUAAAUCAACAGUUCAAAUCUUUUCUAGUUGGUCAUAACUUUAUAUACACACAUAUCUAUUCUUGUGUGCUAUGCGUUCAUGCAGUCAGAGACCAGCAUGGAAUAAGUGGCUAGAGAGCUGACUUUAGAGUCCCAAAGACCAGGGUUCAAAUCCUUCCUUUGGUUUCUCUGACUGUGUGAAUCUAGGCAAAUCGUUUCACUUCUCAGUGCCUCAAGCAAGUGUCUUAGACUCUAGAGGUUGCAGAGCCAGGGCUGAUCCUUUCAAGGGGGCAAGGACUGAAUUUAGACAUGCACACACAGGAGAGACAACUGGGCAUAGUGAGCUGAAUGCCAUAGUUGGAGUCAGGAAGACCUGAGUUGGAAUGUUCUCCCCAACACUAACUCUGUGAUCUCAGGAAAGCCUGUGUGUGUGUGUGUCCCCCCACAUCAUGGCAAGGUAACGGCCAGCCUCUAUGAAGGCAGUCCUGAUAGUGGGAGUCACCAGUGAAUAUGUGUGUAUGUAAAAUCAUGAGCUAGAGAUGGCAUUUUCUUUGUAUUGUGGACUAUAUUUAUUAACCUAAAGUACAUUUACCUACAAGCCAACUUCUACAUUAACAGAUUAAUUGAUGGCAACCCAAAUUAAAACCCUUUUAUUUUUUCUUUUUAGAAUUUUAGGAAGGAAAAAAGUUUUUUUAGAAAAGGAAAAUGAUCUCUCAGCAAUGAAAGCAUUUACCAAAUAAAUGAUUUUGUGUUACCGUUUACCAGAAAAAUGUUUUCUAUGGUAUGCCUUUUAAAAUUAUUCAGUAAAUAUUGAGUAAGUAUGUAUUAAAUAUGAAAUUUUUAUUCCAUUCUAGCCAAGCACUAACAAAAUGGAUUUUUCUAAGUAAGAAACUUUAUCUUCUGUAUUUUAAGCAGAACAAAUUUGAAUUUUGCCUCUGAUAAUAAAAUUUUGUACAGUAA